CUUCGCGGGACUCAUUUCCGCCGAGGAGAGCAGAAAUCACAGAGAAAAGCAGAACCAGAGCAGCGGAAAAAAGGAACGGAUUCAACAAUGGCGUCACCGCCGUCUCCGACUUCGUCUUCGUGCAGCUCUUUGUUCUCGUCUUCAACGUCGUUGUCGUCGUCUAAGUUCUCUCAUCUCCCUGUGAUGGCGCUCAGGGGGAAAAUCGUUGAGAAAAUCAUGGAGAAUCGCGUCACGCUCAUUAUCGGCGAAACCGGCUGCGGGAAGAGCUCUCAGGUUCCACAAUUCCUCUUGGAAGAAAACUUGUCUCCCAUUUUAUGUACGCAGCCCAGGAGGUUUGCUGUUGUAGCUGUUGCUAAAAUGGUUGCAAAAUCUCGUAAUUGUGGAUUGGGUGGAGAGGUUGGAUACCAUAUUGGUCAUUCAAAGCACUUGUCAGAAAGAUCAAAGAUAGUUUUCAAAACUGCUGGAGUUUUGUUGGAUGAAAUGCGAGAUAAAGGGCUGAAUGCUCUCAAAUACAAGGUUAUUAUUCUUGAUGAAGUGCAUGAAAGAUCUGUUGAGUCCGACCUUGUUCUUGUUUGUGUGAAGCAGUUUCUGCUAAGGAGCAAAGACCUGAGGGUGGUCUUAAUGUCUGCAACUGCUGAUAUUACAAGAUACAGGGAAUACUUCAAUGACCUUGGUAGAGAUGAAAGAGUAGAAGUGCUGGCAAUCCCAAGCACAAACCAGAAAGCCAUUUUCCAGCGAAGGGUUUCAUAUCUUGAGCCGGUUGCCGACUUUCUUGGAAUAAGCUCAGAGUUAAUAUCAUCAUACUGUUCUGGUCCAAGCCCUUCCAUGGCAGAUGCUGAAAUUAAGCCUGAGCUGCACAAACUCAUUCAUGAUUUGGUGUUGCACAUUCAUAAAAAUGAGCCUGACAUCGAGAAGAGCAUUUUGGUUUUUCUUCCAACAUAUUAUGCCCUGGAGCAACAGUGGCAUCUUCUGAAGCCUUUCAGUUCAUCCUUUAAGGUUCACAUUUUACACCGUAGCAUCGACACAGAGCAAGCUCUUGCAGCUAUGAAAAUCUGGAGAACACAUCGUAAGGUAAUAUUGGCAACAAAUAUUGCAGAAUCAUCUGUGACAAUACCCCAAGUGGCCUAUGUCGUUGAUUCAUGCCGCUCUUUACAAGUCUUUUGGGACCAUGCAGGGAAAAAAGAUGCUACAGAGCUUGUUUGGAUUUCUAAGUCUCAGGCCAAGCAACGAGAAGGGAGAACUGGUAGAACAUGUGAUGGCCAUGUAUAUCGGUUAGUUACAAAAUCAUUUUUCAAUGAACUUGAGGAUCAUGAGCGUCCAGCUAUACUGAGGUUGUCAUUGAGACAACAAGUGCUACAGAUUUGCUGCGCUGAAUCCAAAAGUAUUAAUGAUCCCAAGGUCUUGUUGCGGAAAGCUCUGGACACACCAGAACCUGAAGUUGUUGUAGAUGCAUUGGAUAUGCUUGUUCAUUUGAAAGCACUAGUAAGAACAUCUCCAAGGGGCCGGUAUGAGCCUACAUUUUAUGGGCGGUUGCUUGCCAGUUUUUCAUUAUCCUUUGAUGCAGCUGUGGUUGUGCUCAAGUUUGGGGAAGUUGGAAUGUUGCGUGAAGGCAUUCUGCUAGGUCUAUUGAUGGAUACAGAACCUCGACCAAUUCUUCGUCCUUUUGGGAAUGAUCAUUUGUUUACAGAGUAUGUAAACCACUACUUUAGUGGAGAUAGUAACAACACCGUCCUAAAUGGCCGAAGGGAGGUUCAGUUAAUAGGAAACUUAUGUGCAUUCCAGUUUUGGCAACGUGUUUUUAAGGAUAAGCACCGUCUUGAGCAUUUGAAGCAACUUCUGAGGAUUGAUGAAGUGAAAGAGACAACACUAUUGCUAUCUAAGAUUGAAGAAGAAUGGUGCUCUUUCCACAAUCUUGUGCAGUCAUCAUUGCACCAUGUCUCUGAAAUCUAUGAAGAUAUACUAAACUCGGUGCACCGCUUUCGGCCUAAAUUUCUGGCUGAGUCCAAUGGUCUACCAAGCUACUAUUAUCCUUAUGAAUUUGAACACACCUGUCUUCUUCUAUGUCAGCCAUUUGGAGAAACAGAACUGCUUGCUGGAGACGAUGAACAUCUUGAGCAAUCUUUGGAAACAAGAAAGUGUUUUGCCAGACCAUUUGUUGCUUCCAAUCACUUUAAGGCCAAUGAUGUGGUUAGGAAGUUGUCAAAUACUGUAAAAGAGAUACGAACUCAAUAUGCAGAAGGCAUUUCUAGUAAUGGCAACACAAUUUUAGGCAAUGAUGACUCCUUUGACAACGGAGGUGCUCCUCAAUGUGUGUUUUUUGUCAAGGGAUGUUGCAAUAUGGGUAGCGAGUGCAGGUUUUCUCAUUGUCUUGAAGCAAAAAGACCUGCUUGCAAAUUCUUUUUCACUUUGCAGGGAUGUAGGAAUGGAGAAUCAUGUUCAUUUUCUCAUGAUCUUCAUCACCCUAUAACUUUACCUGGCACAACUACAUGCUUGCCAGAAGAUGGUCCUGCAAAUGCUACAUCCCUUCUGCAAUUACUGGCAGCAGCUGCAGAUGGAAGCUUUCUUUUGUUGGAUGACACUGAUUUGCAUUUCUCCGCAAACCUGGCCCACUUCUAUGAUCCUUUGAGAAUUAUCUCUACAUCUUGUCUGACAGAAACAUACAUAAAUGAUUCAUCAUUGGCUGGGGUCAGAAUCCACUGGGGCCUUCACCACCCUUACGAGACCAUCAUUUCCAAAGCAGGGGAAAAUCCUAUUCCUUGGAAUGAGGUCAAGCUUGUGCUUUGGUUUCCUAGUCUAGAUAGUUACAGUGAAAAUUUGGACAGACAGAAACUUCUUGUGCAAAAUUUCUUCGAGUAUCUAGCCAUCCGAAUACUGGGUGAUGCCCUCUAUGAGGUGAAGGUUGUCCUUACCGUUAACAACAUCAAAUUUUCACAAAUAGAGGUGGAAAGGUUAGCAAGAGAGAGCUUCUUCUUCCUUAUCAAGUCGUUCCCAUUUGAUGAAACAAGCUUUGGGGAAUUGUCAGAUAAAAUCACCAUUAACAAGCCAAUGAUACAAUCAAGGGCCGUCUCAUAUGUUUUCGACGUCCAUCCUCCUGCUGAUAUCCAGUUCGGUGAUUAUGCUGCCGUUCUUCACAAACGUCUACAUGAUAAUAAACCUUAAAACAUUUUAGGAGUUAUGGGUUUGUGAGCAUAAAUUCAUGGUAUAGAAUCUAUAGACGUAUUGAAGAAUUUUGUUUCUAUGUAAAUUCUGGAUGUUUUUGUUCUUGUUUUGUCUAAUGUAAAACUGAAAAUAAGGUAAAAGUUUACUC
Rubroshorea leprosula is the source of this 3307-nucleotide messenger RNA. The record is from the annotation of a GenBank genome assembly. Lineage: Eukaryota; Viridiplantae; Streptophyta; Magnoliopsida; Malvales; Dipterocarpaceae.